CGGCCCUUCCUCUCACCUCUUUCCUCCCAGAUCAUACCCAGUAAAUUCAAGGUUCCAAUCCAAUGGAUGGCACGACCCGCUGAGCGACAUCACGCCGGACACUGAAUCCUUAUCAAGGUCGAUUUCAAAAGACGCAAAGGAGCGGAGCGGAACAACAUCCAAAGGAGACUUGGCUGCAACUGCUGACUCAACAUGCUGUUGACUUUAGGGUUACUUCUUCUCCUCACCCCUCUUGCCUCCUCUCAAACCAGUGAGAAGAGAAACUCAACAGGAAGUGACCUGACCAAACCCAACGUCAUCCUCACCCUCUCAAAACCCAAAAUCAGCUCUGCUCCAGCCAAACCGUCCAUCAAACCAACCUUAAAACCCAUUGCCUCAACAGCUCCACCGCCUCCACCUGCCACUCAAAAAGCGCCGGUUAAAGUCAAGCUUGAGCAGACAGCCAUCCGAGCUACGCCGCCUCCGCAGGUGAAGUCAACUACAGCUAUUCCGGCGGUGGCCAAGAAAGAGAAGCAAGUUGUCUCUGUUAAUCAGACGGUCGCAGCAAAAGCUCCACAAGCCAGUGAGGCCAAAGCAGUUAAAGACAAGCGAGCAAACAUUUCCACGGUCCAGUCAGCAUCCGCAAAGUCUGCGUCUAAAACCCCCAAAUUGCAACCUCUGGUCAACCAAACUGCGGCUGUGAAAGCGCCUUCCCCCAGCGAUGGGACGACUGCCAAACAGAAGCCGGCCACCUCUCCGGCUCAAAGCGCUCAGUCAACACCCGCCAAGUCUGCUCCAGCCACGAGCGGUAAAACCCCCAAAAGCAAGCCCACGUCUUCUGUCAAUCAGACUGCUGUUGCAAAACCCGUCGAGGCCAAAACUUCCAAAGACAAGCCAGCACCUACGGUAACCCCAACUGCGUCCACACCAGUGAAAGCAGCUCCCUCUGCCACCGCAGACAAAGAGCAGGCCUCCACUAACUCCUCAGCUGUUGCCAAAGCUAACUCUCCUCCUGCGCAACCAAUUAAGGUGGUCAUUGCAGUUGACUGCGAGUCGAGCAAAUCUAAGGAGCAGGAAGUGACGAUAAAACCCGGCUCUCCUCUGGUGAUGACACACAAGAUCAGUGUGAUGCCCGGUGGAUGUUCCGGGAACUGCGACGCAGAGAUGUCGGCGCUGAAAGAUCGCGUGGCUCGUCUGGAGAGAGAGAUGGCCUCUUUUAAGGAGAAAUGUUCAUGCUCCGUAACUUGCCCAAAUGAUUGCGGUGGGAAUGGAGAGUGUGAGAAGGGGAGGUGCAUCUGUCGCCAGGGAUUCCAGGGUCAUGACUGUAGCAAGUGUAAGCCAGGAGCAGACUGCAGUAAAAAAGUGACCAAAGAAAAAGGCAGAGCUGAAGCAACAACCCUGAAAGGAACCAAAGACAGCAGUGCUGCCAAAAACACCGGGCAGGAAAAAUCUACCAAAGUGGAGCAGGAGAAGAAGGAUCAAAAGAAGAGCACUGACGCCAAAGAGACUGACACCAAAUCCAAGGAUGCCACCGUGGUUAAAUCGAGUAUGGAGAGAAAGACCACAAAACAAGACACUUCAGAGAACAAAACCAUUUUAAGGAACACAACAAAGACAGGGUCAGGGCACGACACACAAAAAGAAGAGGACGCGCGCAAAGGCAAGACGACAACCUAUGCCCCUAAAAAGGUGCCCCAAAUCACAAGUUUGAAGAACGCAACUGUGAGCAAGUCGUACCCCAAAUCUGACCAUCUGAAAGAUGAACCCCAGGCCAAUCUAACACUGAGUGAUGCCAAGAAAACAAGCGGUGGAAGUAAAAUUGUGACCGGUCUCACUAAGGCGACGGGAACAAACAAAACCAUGACGGGAAAAGACGUGGAUCAGGCCACGCAGACGGAGGAGAGUGUGACCCAGUCGCCUGGAUCCAAAGCGAUCAAAAAAGAAAGUGGACAAUCGUUUGCUGAGAAAAAUGUGGCUCAGAGCACCAACAACAAAAGCACAAUGAAACUUCAGAGCAAAGUCAAAGAAAGCAUUACGUCGACGGCAGAAGAGGAGAGAAUUGACAAAACAAAUAUACAGGGAACUGUGACCAAAAAGACCGGCGGAUCAGGGUUAGGUUCAGUGAAGGUCGAUAACAUCUCCAGCUACAGCUUCACAGUCACAUGGUCGGCGCCACAAGGGAUGUUCAAGAACUUCACCGUAAUCAGGAAGGAGUCCAGGACAGGGGGUCUUGAGGAUGAGCAUGAGGAGUUUGAAGUGGAAACCAAGACUGAAGCUCAGACAGACACCAGCAGCUCGACCAAAAAAGCAGUGAGCGCAACAACCAAAGCAGACCCCAGGAGGAUCAGUAUGGUGGUCCCCGGCAACGUGCGUUCUGUGGAGUUCAGCAAUCUUCUCGCCAACACGCGCUACGUCAUCUUUAUAUAUGGAAAUGCCGCGGAGAGGCGAUCAAAGAUCCACAGAUCUAUUGCGACUACAGGUCCGGAGCCGGCCACAGAGAUGGUUUUCAGCAAUGUCACAGAUUCUUCCCUCACUGUGUCCUGGACCAAACCAAAGGGGACGUUCACAGGAAUCAGAGUCACGUACACCCACAUAGUCACAGGGGAGACGCGCACCGUGAUCAUCAGCAGUCUUCAGUCUUACGCCGUCCUCUCCAAGUUGGCAGCUGGAUCGUCCUACAUCAUCACUGUAACGUCGACACAUGGCAGAGCCCAGAGUGACGUCCUAGCUUCCCUCAUUACCACAGUUCCUGCGCCCCCGACCCAUCUCCAGGCCGUCAAUGUGACAGACACCAAGGCAGUGCUGCAGUGGACACCCAGCCUGGGGAAGGUGGACCGGUUCAUCAUCACCUACGAGUCCUCCAAGAGUCCCAAUGUGACCGUGACAGUGACGCUAUCAGGAAACACGGUCGAGCACCAGCUCAAAGGCCUUCAGAGAGGAACGCUGUAUACCGUCAGAGUCAUGAGCCAGAAGGACAGCCUUCAAAGUGCGGUCGUGUCGACAACUUUUACAACGGCUAAUGUGGUGAAAGCCAGCGAGGUGGGAGCCCGCUCAGCGCUGAUCGUUUGGAGAACUACCACCGUGGUGUAUCACAGCUACAGAAUCAUCUACCAAGUGGCUGGAGAGGAAGCCAAGGAGGUGAUCCUCGAACCAAGCGUGACGGAAUACGCGCUGACCGGGCUCAUCCCCAUGUCGCGCUACAUCGUCCUGGUGCAAGGCGAGAGAGACGGCCGCUACACAUCCAUCGUCACCACAGAAUUCACCACAGGGAAAGUACGCUUCCCAUUCCCUACGGACUGCUCCCAGGAGCUUCUGAACGGAGCCCUGCAGUCCGGAGAGGUAGACGUCUACCCUCAGGGAAAAGACGGUCCAGCAGUGAGGGUGUACUGCGACAUGGAGACAGACGGGGGCGGCUGGACGGUGUUCCAAAGGAGAAUGAAUGGGAAGACCGACUUCUUCAGGAGCUGGAGUGAAUACCGUGCUGGCUUUGGAAACCUCAGCGAAGAAUUCUGGCUCGGAAACGAGUUGCUGCACAACCUCACCAACAUCGGGCCUGUGAGUCUGAGAGUGGACAUGCGGUCUGGAAAUGACACCGCUCACGCUCACUACGCCAACUUCUCCGUUGACUCUGAAGAGAGGUACUACACCCUGACGGUGUCCGGAUACACUGGGACAGCAGGCGACUCGAUGUGGUACCACAACGGACGGCCGUUUUCAUCGCGUGACAAAGACACAGACUCAUUGGGAAUCCACUGUGCUAGAGCGUACAUGGGAGGAUGGUGGUACAAAAACUGCUAUAAAACAAACCUCAACGGACUUUAUGGCAGCAACGUGGACAAUCAGGGAGUGGUCUGGAUCGACUGGAAAGGCAAAGAUUCAUCCAUCCCCUUCACUGAGAUGAAGUUCAGGCCAUCCAGAUUCUCUCCUGCCACACUCGGCUGAACUUCAAUGAGCAGUCCGGACACUCACAUCUCCAAACUCCAGAGAACCCCCGAAGAUGCUGCAUGUUUCUGUACUCUUGUCUAGAGAAGUCUUUUCUUCAGAGCAACACCUGUUCUCCACACCUUCGUCCGAACGUCUGCCACUUCACUAAUACUGCAAUAAUGAAAUGUGCACUGUGUCACUCUCU
Molecule: messenger RNA, 4108 nt
Organism: Synchiropus splendidus (mandarinfish)
Lineage: Eukaryota; Metazoa; Chordata; Actinopteri; Syngnathiformes; Callionymidae
Gene: tnxba
Product: tenascin XBa
Exons: 15
Coding region: 193-3921 (1242 amino acids)
Molecular function (GO): protein binding
Source: RefSeq, a predicted model, not a curated record